This is a messenger RNA of Labrus bergylta (ballan wrasse), 1242 nucleotides long. It is a transcript of the gene aamdc, whose product is annotated as adipogenesis associated, Mth938 domain containing. Gene Ontology annotation, cellular component: cytoplasm. Gene Ontology annotation, biological process: positive regulation of fat cell differentiation. NCBI's taxonomy places the organism in Eukaryota, Metazoa, Chordata, Actinopteri, Labriformes, Labridae. The record is from RefSeq and is a predicted model, not a curated record.
GCUUGAUGUUAUGACGUCAUCGGGGCGGAAGUCCGUGUUGUAAAUAAAACUGUGGACACCUGAGCAGUAAAUCAUCGAAGCUCUCUAACAACAACAGGAACAGACUAAGGAAGAAUAAUCACGGGGGGGGGCGUGUCCAGUCUGCAGACACAGAGCAAAGCAGGUUGAACGUCACAUGUAAGAUGUCCUCUCCAGAGAUCGCCUCUCUCUCCUGGGGACACAUGAAGGUGAAGGGAUGCUCCUCCAGCUACAAAGACUGUAAGGUGUGGCCUGGAGGCAGCCGGGCCUGGGACUGGAGAGAGACUGGGACCGACCAUCACCCAGGAGUCCAACCUGCUGACCUGGAGGAGGUGCUGAAGAAGGGGGUCGACCUGCUGGUGAUCGGCAGAGGCAUGAGUGAAGCUCUGCAGGUCCCCUCCACCACUCUGGACUUUGUGAGGCAGAGCGGCGUCGACGUCAGAGUCCUGCAGACGGAAAAGGCCGUAGCUGAAUACAACAAACUGGCCGGCCAGGGCGCCAAGGUGGGCGGGGUUUUCCACUCCACCUGUUAAUGAGAUCACUCUUAAACCUGGCUAAAACUUCAGCGGCGUAGGCCUGUACCUACGGAGAAGUUUACGCAUGAAGCCUUCUGUGCAUCUUCACAAUGAUGUAAGCGACGCAGCCUCAAGCCCUGUGAUUGGACCGCUGGGUAGCAUCACAUUUCUUGCAUUUCAAAACAUUUCUGGUAUCGUUGCCAUUUUCAAAAUUCUGCAGAAUAAAAUAAUCAGCAGCUGCUCAGUAUUUAUCAGACACACACCAAGUAUUGGCUAGCUCCUGCAUUCUUAGACCUGCUGCUUUAGAGCUACAUCUUGAAUGUGAGCGUCCAGUUUGACAGAGGAAAGCUUUUAUUUGAGGUUUUACUAGUGGAACUGUUGAAGAGCACUUAGAGAAUAUGAGGGUGAGUAGAUAUUAAAACAAGUGAAUUCAAAGAGCGAAGAGUCCAGCUGGAGAGGUCUAACCUCUUCAAAUGUUGAUACAAAGAGCAGGAAACACUAUCGUCACCUUCCUUUUAAAAAGUGAUUUUUGUGUUGAUGCUUUUUUCACGUCACUUUGGAGGCGCAUUUUGUGGAAUAUUUAGAGUUUUUAAGAUAUUAGCUAAAAUAAGGAGUUUGUAUAUGUUGGUGUUGAGUAAAUGUAAUUAAUGUGCAGUUUAUUGCAGUGUAUUUCUGCUUGUUUGUCGUUUAAUAAACACAGAACAAAUCA